UUCUUUGGGUGUAUAUAAUUCUAUUCUUUUACUAUUCUUUACAGACAGCAAUGCUACAUACGCUGUAAACAUCACAUUAGUAGCAGCAGUGGCAGGAAGUGUCUUGGUUGUCAUGGUUAUUAUAAUAACCGUGGCAAUAAUCAUCUGUAAAAGAUUUCAUAAACGAAAAUUUGACCCCAUUCCAUCUCAUGAAGCUCUUACAAGUGAAGAGAUAAAGGGCACCAGCAAAGAUGUUUUCAAAACUGGACAGAAAUCAAAGCCCAACCAUUAUGAACAAACUAAGCAAAGCAGUUGUAAUAUUGAUGAAGAGAAACCAUUAGAUACAAGUACUAUUUAUCAAAACGAGACGGAUAGAGUGAGAUCAGAUAAUACAUAUGACGCAGAGUACAUUCCAAUGGAAGGCGAGAGCAAUAUUCAUGACGUCGGACCUCAAAUGGAGUAUGUGGCGAUGGCUGACGACCAAACAGAUAAACAUACAGGCAGUUUAUACAGUAAUGAAGGACAGAAGGAAUAUGAAGAUGUUAAUAUAAAACAACGUGUAAUAAACAGCACUGAUAAAAGUGGAAAUACAGAAGCUAGCGUUUAUCAGAAUGUCCAAGAGCUAGAAGUUCUAGGCUACGAAAAGCCAGUAGAACAUCCAGGUCAAACACACUUAUAUUUAAAACUUGAAGGUGAAAAAAAUGAAUCAGGAGAGGAAUAUGAGGAAGUAAUACCAACAGUUAAACCGUAGAAAGGAAAGAAGAAAUAAGUUAUAUCAGGAUUCACUUUGAAUGGAUAAUAUUGUUCAUAAGUUAGUGCCAUUCAAGUAAAGAAAUCUGUUUUAGAUUGUAAAUCUAAUUGUGAUCACGAAGCAUUUUUUGAAAAAACAUACAUGACAUACAUUGAAAUGAUCUUUAUGUAUAGGUUACAAUUAAAAUGUGAAUUAUGUAGGGCUUAGAAUCACCAUGGUACAAUCGAGAAUUCCAGUUUCUACUGGUACAUAUAGGAAUUCAGAUUUAUACUACUUUAAAUUCAGAACAAAUGAAAUUUUAAUAUCUACUAGUAGAACUCGGGAUGUCAAGAUUUGUACCAGGAUAAUUCUUGAUUGUACUAAGUUUCCAUCCAGUACACAGGAUUUCGAAUAUUACUAAACUAUAGCUUAUAUGAUUUAGAUCGUACUGGGUUUGUUUCAAAUUGUAUAAGUAGGAAAACAAAAUCAAUGAAAUACAAUAUGGCAUUAUUGUACUUAUUACAUAUUAAUGUAAUGAUAAGAUAUACUGCUUUGAAUCCGAGCCAACUAUUCUUUGCUAUAAAUUCUAAACGCUACGGGUUUAGCGUAGAAGCACCAAAUACCAAUACCAAUUUUAAUUGAUCUCCUGAAAAAAUCGUAUAGAUUGACUUUGAACCGUUAAUAAAUUUCAAUUAAGAAUUAACCAAGGUAGUAAACUUUAAUCUGCAUUUGUUCAGUCUGGUAAUUCCAACAUUUUAACCUGUUACAAUUCUUCUUUGCGAGAUACGGUUCCAUCUGAUGGCAUAAUCUACGCAAGGCCCUUUUCUGAAAUAAUUUCACCGGUGUUGAAUCCAGUGAUAGUUUCAAUUUCAUAACUUUAGGAAAAUUUGCAACCUGUCACACUCACACAAAAUUGUGUUAAGAACACAUCGAGUAUUACUGUGACCCUAACCCCAACUCUAACUCUAACCCUAACCCUGAAGGAAUGCAGAUGAUAAAUUAUUAUGUUGUUUUGUUUAAAUAAGAAAUUAAAAUGGUUAAACGGUUAUUUCAGUUUAGUAGAUUAGAUAAAAUUUUGUCAUGCAUAAUGUGUCUAUGAAUAUUCAUGUAGUACAAUCCAGGAUCCUCCUAUAGUACAAAUAUGUAUAUCUUAAUUGAUGAUAUUAGAAUUCUGAUUUGUACUGGAUUUUAAUAAAUAUAAAUCAGAAUUCCCAUUCAUACUUCCAGAAACAAUUUCAAUACAUGUAUGUACGAGGAGGAUUCUGAGUACUAAUGGAUUCCAAACUGACUGUUGCAGAUUUAUAGCAUACACUGUGUAUGUAAUGCAGUGCAGUUUAUUUUGUGAAAUCUUGUCCUGGUACCGUUACUUGGAAAACACUCUCGUCUUCUGCUUCUGCCUGAUAAUGGCCACAAUCAAUAAACUGAUUAUACUACCAUGAAUAAUAAAGACCAUAACAUUACAAUAUUACAUGUAUUCUCAGACUAAGUUUUUACUUACCGAUAUUUUAAACUAAAAAUGCACUAAAUCUUAUAAUCCAUAUUUAAAAAAAAAUACGUUAUUGGUUAUGCUUGAUAAUCAUUUAUAUAACUUUGCAUAUUAUUUUUUUUUUUCUUUCAAAAAUUUCAUUAAGGUUUAUGUUUUGUUUUAACUAUUGUAUAAUUUGUUGAAUAGAUGCAUGUUAACACAUAAUAAUAUAAGAACAAUUAUA
This is a messenger RNA of Mytilus californianus (California mussel), 2418 nucleotides long. RefSeq lists its product as uncharacterized. The coding region runs from base 113 to 730 and encodes 205 amino acids. NCBI's taxonomy places the organism in Eukaryota, Metazoa, Mollusca, Bivalvia, Mytilida, Mytilidae. The transcript has 3 exons. The record is from RefSeq and is a predicted model, not a curated record.